CUGCAUCGUCUGCUUAUUGCGAAGACCCCAUCACUAUAUAAGCGCCCAUUGGCUGCUGGCAGCUGUCUGUCAGCCAGAGGCGGAGCCCUAUGCCCGAGUCUCCUCUGUUGCUGCUGCUGCCUUGCUGAUCCUCUCAUCAUUACAUACAUAGUGCUGCUGCUGCUGCAGAGACUGUCACUGGGCAACUCUAUAUAACAUUUUCUGUUUUGGAAAGUGCACAGGGGGAGAACACUGACACAAUGUAUGGAUUUGUCAACCAUGCUUUGGAGCUGCUGGUUAUAAGAAACUAUGGGCUAGAAGUAUGGGAAGACAUCAAAAAAGAGGCACAGCUUGAUGAAGAGGGACAGUUCCUGGUGAGAAUAAUCUACGAUGACUCCAAAACCUACGACCUGGUAUCAGCAGCAAGCAAAGUGCUCAAUCUCAAUGCUGGGGAUAUUCUCCAAAUGUUUGGAAAUAUGUUUUUUGUUUUUUGCCAAGAAUCCGGUUAUGACACAAUCCUUCGUGUACUUGGAUCUAAUGUCAGAGAAUUUUUGCAGAACCUGGAUGCCCUGCAUGACCACCUGGGUACUAUAUAUCCCGGUAUGCGUGCUCCGUCAUUUAGGUGCACUGAUGCCGAGAAGGGGAAAGGCCUUAUCUUACACUACUACUCAGAGAGAGAAGGACUGCAAGAUAUUGUUAUUGGAAUUAUUAAAACCGUGGCACAGCAGAUUCAUGGAACAGAAAUAGAUAUGAAGGUCAUUCAACAAAGAAACGAGGAAUGUGACCAUACACAGUUCUUGAUAGAAGAAAAGGACUCCAAGGAGGAAGAUUUCUAUGAGGAUCUGGACAGAUUUGAGGAAAAUGGGACACAAGAGUCCCGCAUAAGUCCCUAUACUUUCUGCAAAGCCUUCCCUUUCCAUAUAAUGUUUGAUAGAGACCUUGUUGUUACACAGUGUGGAAAUGCUAUCUACAGGGUCCUGCCACAGCUCCAGCCUGGAAAUUGUAACCUGCUGUCAGUGUUCUCUUUGGUACGACCACAUAUUGACAUUAGCUUCCAUGGGAUCCUGUCUCAUAUCAACACAGUAUUUGUCCUAAGGAGCAAGGAAGGAUUGCUUGAUGUGGAAAAGUCAGAGAAUGAAGAUGAACUGACUGUCACUGAACUCAGUUGUAUUCGCCUGAAGGGACAAAUGAUCUACUUGCCAGAAGCUGACAACAUUCUUUUCCUCUGCUCACCAAGUGUUAUGAACCUGGAUGAUCUGACAAGAAGAGGAUUGUAUCUCAGUGACAUCCCCCUCCAUGAUGCUACCCGUGACCUGGUACUUCUGGGAGAACAGUUUAGAGAAGAAUAUAAAUUGACCCAAGAACUGGAAAUCCUGACUGACCGGCUGCAGCACACCCUAAGAGCCCUGGAAGAUGAGAAGAAAAAGACCGAUACCCUGCUGUACUCCGUUCUCCCUCCAACUGUUGCUAAUGAACUGAGACAUAAGCGUCCCGUUGCGGCCAAAAGAUACGACAAUGUCACCAUUCUGUUUAGUGGCAUUGUGGGAUUUAAUGCUUUUUGCAGCAAGCAUGCAUCUGGGGAAGGAGCCAUGAAGAUUGUAAACCUUCUAAAUGAUGUAUAUACAAGAUUUGAUAUUUUGACUGACUCCAGGAAGAAUCCUUUUGUCUAUAAGGUUGAAACAGUUGGAGACAAAUACAUGACGGUGAGCGGUCUUCCAGAGCCAUGUGUGCACCACGCUCACUCCAUUUGUCACCUGGCCUUAGACAUGAUGGAAAUUGCUGGACAGGUUCAAGUCGAUGGGGAAUCUGUGCAGAUCACAAUUGGUAUACAUACAGGAGAGGUGGUGACAGGGGUUAUUGGCCAGAGAAUGCCACGUUACUGCCUAUUUGGAAAUACUGUCAAUCUAACCAGCAGAACAGAGACGACUGGUGAGAAGGGAAAGAUCAAUGUAUCUGAAUAUACAUACAGAUGUCUUAUGAGUCCAGAAAAUGCUGACCCUCAAUUCCACUUACAGUACAGGGGACCUAUUAGCAUGAAGGGGAAAACAGACCCAAUGCAAGUGUGGUUUUUGUCCAGAAAGAACACAGAACCAGAGGAGUAAGUGCAAUGUAAAAGAAUUGAAGAGACAAGAAUCCAGGGAAAAUCACCAACUUAGAACUUUUCUGGCUGACCUUGUGGGGUUUUUCUGCUAUAACCUCCUCUGAGAAAUAACAUUUAUUUGUUUUCUUCCUUCCCAUGUUAUAUUUAAAUCUGUAAAAUGUAGUUGUGUUGUUUACUGUGAAUAUUCCAGUGAUAUAUUAUUAUUAUUAUUAUUAUUAUUAUUAUUAAUAAUAUGAUUAUUGUUGUGGUUUGGUAAGGCACCACACUGUCCCACAGCACCAGACAGUGGGGAAAACAGCAACAUACAUGGUAGUGACAAUAUAUGCAGACAAAUAGUAGUAAGGGUCCUGCUCACUGUAAUAUAUUCAGAUGUUGCCCUGGUGGCAAUUUGUAAUCUGUCUGCCAAAUAAUUAUAAAGUCUAUAUAAAUGUGCAUUCAGUAUGUGUUAUACUACAAGGUAGAGUUCUAUAACUGAUGUUUAGCAUUGUUCUUGUCAAUGAAUGACUACACUUUAUAGGCAUAUUUGAUAUCAGGUCUUGACUGGCAAUCUUGCCAGAUGAGUGUAUUAGUGGGCUGCUCUGGGCUUCCAAAGUUGUCUUUAAAUGAGUUUAGUAGUGUCUGUCAGCCUCCCAGUCCACUCUUUAAUACUAUAGUCUUGAGUUUUAGGGGCCUCUUAUCAAUUAAUAUUGCUUGGCCCCGGUAGCUAACACCAUCUUUAGAUGGCAUUAGUCAUUGUAGCCACUGGGCUACUUUCCACACCAUUUGCUAGUAGAGCGAUCCAUAGGAUCUCUCCUCAGCAAUAGGCUCAUGCGUGUCAUCAUUCUGCACAUGCACAGUAGUACACCAGGGUCCCGAAUAAGAAGUGAAGUGAUCACAUUAGGGAUCACUUCACUUCUAAUACAUCACAGAAACGGGAUCCGUUCAGAGCCCAUGUCCCUGCAUUUGUGUUUUUUAAAGUAUUCAGGCAAACCCUAAUUUCUUAUAUCUAAUGACGAUAAGAAAUUAUAAUUACCAGUCACUCCACACUAGGGAAGCCAAUCCCGGGCCAUUUUUUUCAAUCCCGGGUAUCCCUCGCCCCACCCCGCCCCGCCCCGCCUCGCACAUAUAACUCACCAUAUACCGGGGUCGGGCGGGCGGGAAACACUGUGUGAACGCUGCUGGCGUCUGCCAGCAGCAGCUAACAGCGCAGCAUGACCUCUCACGCUGCGCUGGGGACCCGGAAGCAGGAAGCUGGGCAGCGUUUGAGCGUCCUGUGGACGCUCAACGCUGAUCCCUCAAUCCCCGGGAUUGGAGCUUCCAAUCCCGGGAUUGAAUCCCGGCCAUUUUUGGGCCUAAAUCCCGGGAUCCCGCCGAUCCCGGGAUUGGCCACCAUACUCCACACUCUGGUCUCCUGCACUUGGCCAGCACUGGUGAAUAGACACAAUUGCAUACCGAUCAGUGAAAAGUGGUAUAAAGGCUGUACACAUUACACUAGGGGCUAUAUGUACGUUGGGACAGGCUUUACGAUGAUUGUAAUGCAGAUUUACAUUUCAGCUUGCAAAAGCCGCUGCUUCACAUAUAUUGGGGGUAAUUCAGAUCUGAUCGCAGCAGCAAAUUUGUUAGCAGCUGGGCAAAACCAUGUGCACUACAGGUGGGGCAGAUAUAACAUGUGCAGAGAAAGUUAGAUUUGGGUUGGUUAUUUUGUUUCUGUGCAGGGUAAAUACUGGCUGCUUUAUUUUUACACUGCAAUUUAGAUUUCAGUUUGAACACACCCCACCCAAAUCUAACUCUCUCUGCACAUGUUAUAUCUGCCCCCUUCCUGCAGUGCACAUGGGGGGUCAUUCUGACCUGAUCGCAUGCUGCAGUUCGCAGCGCAGCGAUCGGGUCGGUACUGCGCAUGCCAGAUGGCCGAAGGCUCAUUACCUAGCAAUCGUCUCUGCAUGAUUGACAGGCAGAGGCGGUCGCUGGGCUGGAGGGGGCGGCGCGGCCGUUUUCGGGGCGUAGUCCGGCCAACGCAGGCGUGGCCGGACCAUGGGGGGGCGGGUCGCAGCAGCUGCGUGACGUCACACGCAGCCGCUGCGACCCGGGGCAGCGACGAGUAACUCCCAGCCAGCCGAAGGAGCUGCGUUGGCUGGGAGUUACUCUUCAAGUACAAUAGCAUCACCGCUGUGCGAUGCUUUCGUACCUGUGCAGGGGGGGGUCGGACUGACAUGCUGGGCGGACUAGCCCUGUGCUGGGCGUCCCCCCGCAUGUCUGGGAAGAUGAUCGUCGCUGUGCUAAAUUUAGCACAGCUACGAUCAACUCAGAAUGACCCCCAUGGUUUUGCCCAACUGCUAACAAAUUUGCUGCUGCGACCAACUCUGAAUUAGGUCCAUAGCCCCAUGGAUCAAGUCAGAAAUUUAUAUUGUUGACAUCAGUUACUGUAGACAUUCAUUUGCUAAUUAACUCCGGAUGACCUGACAUCCAGUAACAUUUUAUGUGUAUCUGCAUAGCCCUGUAUUCAUGCACAUACUGUAAGUGAUGUAGACAAAUUACAGCCAAGCGUGGCUCUUAUACUGUCUGUAACUUACAUAUUCACAAAACAUAUAAACCAGCUAUAUUACUUUUUUUUAAGUGUUUAAUAGUGUUUUGAAUCCUUUAUUCUGAGUGAUAGUCCUUGCUAUCAAUAAUGUAUAUACUAGAAAUAUAUAGUAUGUAUUUUAGUUAAUAGUGCUAAUUAACAGAGUAUCCUAGUGUAUUAUAGUGAGAUACAUACUCCUGACACAAUGAAUAAAUGCUUGUAAAUAUUUCUCAAUAUAAAAGUAUUAUAUUUUAAAUAUGUGCCAUAUUUUAGAGAAUUUCAGGAUAUCUAUAUAUCAAAUACAACCUUUAUAUUGGACACACAGUAUAUUCUGUAUUAGCUUGUUCCAUUAUAUAGUUAAUUUUGUUGUAGACUAUAAAGCAUUUCUUAAUGUUUAACUGUUUCUUUACAUUACCCGUAUGUAUAGUACAAAUGUCCAGUUGUAAAAACAUCCAAAAUAAAUUAUUUUUUUCAUCACA
Pseudophryne corroboree (corroboree frog) is the source of this 5098-nucleotide messenger RNA. RefSeq names its product guanylate cyclase 1 soluble subunit beta 1 (gene GUCY1B1). The record is from RefSeq and is a predicted model, not a curated record. NCBI's taxonomy places the organism in Eukaryota, Metazoa, Chordata, Amphibia, Anura, Myobatrachidae. Gene Ontology annotation, molecular function: guanylate cyclase activity; heme binding. The coding region runs from base 240 to 2081 and encodes 613 amino acids. Gene Ontology annotation, cellular component: guanylate cyclase complex, soluble. Gene Ontology annotation, biological process: cGMP biosynthetic process; response to oxygen levels. The transcript has 14 exons.